AUGUCCACCUCUAUAGCUCAGGCCUUCAAGAAGUUGAACGUGUCACUGGUAUCCGAAGACCAUGUGAACAUAUUUGAGGUGUCAUAUCAGUACUUAUCUAACGUCAAGAAAUUCAACGAUGUUAAGUCUUUCAACAACUGUUUAGUUGCAUUGAUCAACUUGGAUAAGUACGAUAAAGCAUUGGAAUUAAUCAAAAAAGUAAAGAGUGAAGAGCUCAUUCAACAGUUUUCCAUAGAAGUGGGAUACAUCUACUAUAAAACCAAACAGUCCCAGUUACUACAAGAAUUGUAUCAACGCAUCUUAUCGAGAGAUAGCACUUCCAAGUUUAUGAUUAGAGGGUUGAAACAUAUUGUAGCACAAGACUACUAUCAAAAAGGAGAAGAUAAGCAAGCUUUAGAGUUAUACCAAGACUUGAUCAAAGAAAACGAUGAAAUUGAUAACUCGUUAGACUUGUACACUAAUGAGUUGGCUAUAAUAAGUCAGUUGAACUUCUCAAGCCAUGAGUUGAAAGAGCCUCUUUCCUCCACAGAUGAACAGAACCAUGAUUUGGUGUUCAACCAGGCAUUAAUUUCAUUGAGUGAGAACAAAGCAACUUUAGCAUUAUCCCAACUAGACAAAGCUUUGGAGUUGUUAGGUUAUUUGAAGUUAGAUGAUGAAAGUUAUCAAAUUGAAAAAUGCCCAAUAGUGUUGUUCAAGGCAUACAUUUAUCAAACUGAAGGUCAAAAAGAAGAAGCAUUGAAGUUAUUGGAAGACUUAAAGUUGAAUAAAUUCAAUGAUAUAAUGAUCAACUUAAUUAUAAAUAACAAUUACUAUGCCAUCAACGAGGUAUUGGUUGACCAAACUGGUUCAGAUAGAAACGUUAACUUGGCACAAAGGGUAUUGAACUACCAACAAAACUUGGCAAUAACAGCUAGAAAAUUAAACCAUGGACAAUACACCACCUUGAUCCAAAAUAAUAUCUUAUUGAAGUACUUGACCAACUCGUUAACGGUGAAGUCUAACCAAUUAUCCAGUUUCAACUUAAGUAAGUUGGUCAGCAAAGGCAACUUCAGCUUGUUGUCUUUCAAGGUGUUGAUUAAGUUGGGUAUAACAAAUGAGGACUUGAUUUCUAGCCCACGCGUAGUAAGCAAAAAGCUCUUUAAAGCUAUUAACAAAAGCGAAAUCACAGAAGCAAACUUCAAUGAGUUGGUUGCCUGUGCAUUGAUUUUACUUUCAAUUGACUCAGUUUCUGGAAACUACAAUCGUUCUGUUAUCAGUUUGGAGAAGUUAACUGAGUUUAAUUUCAAGCAACUAUCGAAAUUAUUACCCGGCUUAAUUGGGUCUUUGGUGAACUUAUAUGAGACGGUUGAUGCAACUGAAAAAUUGAACAAAUUGUACAACACAUUGAUACAAACACUCGACAAUGCCUCGAGUUUAUCACACGUCGAUUUCAACUUUUUCAAAGUAAUUGGAUUCAAGUUGUUGAUUGUUAACGAUGAAAGAUACAAUACAGUGUUCACCAAACUCAACCAAGCCAACUCUGAAGACGUCUUGAUUAAAAACGUUUUACACAACUCUAGUGAACACUUAUUGCCUGUGGAAACACUAGUGUCUUCGGUGGAUGAUGAUAUCGUGAACACCGAUAUAGACUCUUUGAUUCCUGUGUCACAAGUUUCAAAGCUGUCUAGCAGCAGCAGUAAAGUCGAGAAAAAGAGAACCAAAAAAGCUAGAUUUGGUCCUAGUAAAGUGUUGAAACCGGCAGACCAAAUCAACUUGGAUCAAGAAAGAUGGUUGCCUUUGAAGUUGAGAUCUAACUAUAAACCUAAGAAGUCUAAAAAGAAGGUGUCAACUCAUCAAGGAGCAAUUGAAUCAGCAGGUGCCUCGCAAGUAUCUACCCCAUCAUCAACUCCUGCUCCAACCAUGUCCAACGAGUCUUCUGCCGGUUCCUCGAAGAAGGCCAACAAGAAGAAGAAGAAGGGUAAAAAGUAA
Yamadazyma tenuis ATCC 10573 is the source of this 1968-nucleotide messenger RNA. RefSeq names its product signal recognition particle subunit (gene srp72). Gene Ontology annotation, molecular function: protein binding; 7S RNA binding; ribosome binding. The record is from RefSeq and is a predicted model, not a curated record. Lineage: Eukaryota; Fungi; Ascomycota; Pichiomycetes; Serinales; Debaryomycetaceae. Gene Ontology annotation, cellular component: signal recognition particle, endoplasmic reticulum targeting. Gene Ontology annotation, biological process: SRP-dependent cotranslational protein targeting to membrane.